Messenger RNA from Hyla sarda, 2943 nucleotides. It is a transcript of the gene PERP, whose product is annotated as p53 apoptosis effector related to PMP22. Gene Ontology annotation, cellular component: membrane; cell-cell junction. The record is from RefSeq and is a predicted model, not a curated record. Lineage: Eukaryota; Metazoa; Chordata; Amphibia; Anura; Hylidae. The transcript has 3 exons. Bases 242 to 790 code for a protein of 182 amino acids. Gene Ontology annotation, biological process: cell-cell adhesion.
GGAGUGGUGUAACCUGAGCCCCGGAUUGUUUACCAGCUCCAGACCCGGGCAGGGAGCAGCGCGGCUCCGCCUCUCACACAACAGGUCUGUACAGGGCCCUAUGAGUCACUGGCCGGGAGCAAGGUGCGGCUCUCCCCCUUGUAAGCGGCGGUGCCAGUCCUGAGUGCUCACUUGUGACGAGGGACACUACACGGAGGAGAGAAGCCGGCUCUGCUACAUCUGACCCCGAUACCAGCGAAACAUGUUCAAGUGCGGCAUCGCCUACCCCAGGUGUAAAUGGAUCCUGCCCCUGCUUCUGCUCUGCGCCAUCAUCUUCGAUAUCAUCGCCCUGGCCGGGAGGGGCUGGGUAGAGACCGAGUCUGGCAGGGAGUACGCUUCUCUAUGGGAGACCUGUAGGACCACCGACAAUUCAUGCAGGUCCCUCAUGGACUACGCCUGGGGCAGAGCGACUGCUGCACUGAUGGUCAUUGGCAUCAUCAUCCUCAUCUUCUGCUUCAUCCUCUCCUUUGUUGGACUGUGUAUACCACGUAUCUCUUUGCUCAGAGUUAUCGGAGGGCUUCUCUUUUUGGCUGUUAUCCUGCAGAUAUGCGCUCUGGUCAUUUAUCCGGUGAGAUACACAUCUGAUGUGGCUUUGAAUGUGGAAAGCUACCUGUACAGCUGGACCUAUGGCUUUGGCUGGGGCAGUACCAUCAUUAUGUUCGGUUGUGGAGUCUUCUUCUGCUGUCUUCCCAAUUUUGAGGAUGAACUACUGGGGAAUGUCAAGACCAAAUACUUCUAUACAUCUUCCUAAAUUUAAGACUGCAUCUUUUUUUUAUUUCUCAACCUUUGGAAAGAGACUAUCAUGUUUGAGUGGGCCCAGUCUGUUGGGUUUCUAAAUUCCAUUUGCUACUUCUAUUUGUACAUUUGACCAUACAAAAAAAAUGCAAUUUGAUAUAUAUUUUUUCUACAAUUAAUAUUUGUACUUGAGUAGAAUAUCUUUUUCCCUGCUAAAUGCUUUGUCAUGUCCCUUAUGUGAUAUGAUACUUAGUUUUCUUUAGUACUACUGUAGUGUCAGUUGUAACCUUAUCUGGGUGCUGUAGUGAAGGCAUAUUCCUAACAUGCAAAGAUCACCACUUUAUUACUUCAUGUGGUUGAAUGUAGCAUUUGUUUCACACUACAGAUACACCAGGAUUAAGAGGAAAUGUUCCCAUUACCAGCCUCCUGUUCCCAUCCCCAAUGUCCUACAUUGUUAACAUACAGACAUCCACCCCACAGUAGUGGUGGGAAGUUUUAGUGGGCAACUGUUUCUGCCAGAGUUCCCGCAUUGCUCAGGUCGCUUCCUGGUCACCUUGUGGGUUUAUUCAUGGAUCUAAUCUUAUAUUAAUGGACAUUGCUAUGGUAAGCGGAAAAAAAUCAUGUUAUUAACUGCUAUUAUUCAAUUGCUACUAUACCCGAAAGCUGUCUUUAGCAUUUGAAGCAACGCUGAAGACAGCUUCCGGGUAUAGUAAGAAAUCCCGCGCAGUAUCGUCCAGGACUCGGCCGAGAUGAGACGGAGAGUGUAAGACAACGUAUGAAUAUUCAUUAGCCGGGCGGUGCUGCGGGCCGGGCGGCGGUUACGUCACAGUGCCAGUUGAAGGCAGUAACCCUGCCCGUGCCAGUUAGCAGCUAAUUUGAAUAUACUGAAAACCAGCUAUAACGGGCGAACGGCGCAGCGGAUCCGGGCAAGGUAGGACUCAAAAUGUUCAGCGUCUCCCGCACUAUCCACAGAUACCUGUGGAUAGUGCGGGACAAAACAUAUGACAGUUUUCCUUUAACUUAUGAAGAAACCUUUGCCCAUGAAUCCGCCCAAUUGAGAUGGGUCCUGUUAUCUGUCAGCCUAUUCACUUAGAAUAUUACGGCACCAAGGUUUUUAUAGCAUAGUGUCACUUUAAAUACUUAAUAUCACUGAAGUUUAAAUAAAAAAAAAAAAGUCCAGUUACUGAAAAGUGUGUUUUUAGUUUUUACUGAAAAGUUUUUUUUAGUUUGUGUACUAUGUUUGCUUUUAAGGGUUGUAUGGAUGAAAGUACAUAAAGCAUAAAAAUAGCCUUGAAUACAUGUAGUAGGUAAUAGGCAUAUUAGGAAAAAGUCUGUAAAAAAACUAUGUAUUUAUAUCAUCUAAUCUUUCCUAAAAGGUUCAUGCUGGUUUUGUUUUUUUUCUUAGUCCUUGAUAGACAUUGUGGGCGAUUUAUUAAAGGGGUACUUCACUAGCCAUUGCUCGGAACAUUUAGUUACAAACACUGUGCGCGCGCUGCGGGGGUCUGCCACGCCUCCUCAAUGCAAGUCUAUGGGAGGGGGCGUGAGACAGGCCUUAGACAGGCUGAAGAUCUAGACCAGACCCAAGUUUAUCCCAAGUUUUGUUGUUAAUCUGCCGCACUGUCUUAUAUAUAGUAUUUUUAAACCUUGUUCUUUCCAUAGACCUUAUUGGAGCACAAUUUAUAGAGUAGCCAUCACAUCUCAUGUACAUUAAACAAAUGUCCUAUUGAUUUAAAAAGGCCUUUUGUUCUGCCUCAUUUCCCCUACAUCUUGAUCAGCAGCCUCUAACUUUAGCAAUAACAGCAGAUCAUGGGGGCCCAGAAAUGAUAAGGGACAGUUCUUCUAAAAAUUGCAAAACUACAACUCUCAGCAUGCCUGGACAGCCAACGGCUGUCCAGGCAUGCUUAGAGUUGUAGUUUUGCAACAUUUGGAGGACCUAAGUUUGGUGACCACUGAUCUAGAACCACUAGUCUAUUGGCAUUAGGUUGGUACAAAGAGUUAUUGUUCUGUGAGCACCCACAUUAUAUCCCUGUACUGUAAAUAGUAUUAUUCAGCAUAGAAACAUUGGUUUUAAUUGCAAAGUAUGAAAAAUCCCACAUUAUAUGUAACAUUGUGUUUCCAUGCUCUUAUUUUCCUGCUUGCCUUUUUAAUAAAGUAAAAAUACAAAACUGA